UCCGCCGUUGAUGACGAAGCACGUGUUUACGUGCAGAUACAAAUGUUGGCGCGAAUCAUUUUAUCGUAAUAAAUAAACAGUAGGAAGUGAUUUUUAAUUCUUUGUGAUGACUGAUACAUUAAAAUAUAUACUGCGUCUUAUCAUAGUGACGACUUUAUACUACACCUUGAUCUGUGUGUUUAAAGAAAUCAAACGUUUUAUUUGGACUGUUGGUGAGACCGAGUUUUAAUAACAUUGGAUUGUAUUGACGUGUAAUUUGAUAUUCAAAAUGGCGGAUUCGGAUAUUUUCAAUUUCACAGAAGACAACACAAACGUGCAGCAAAGUGAACUAUCGAAGUUUUCCCCGACUCUGCUCACGUUUGCGGCAAUCGUGACUGGCGUCAUCAUGGUCAUAGGGCUGCUCGGUAACCUGCUCACGGUGGUUGCCCUUCUCAAAUGCCCUAAAGUACGAAACGUGGCCGCUGCAUUUAUUAUAAGUUUAUGCAUUGCGGAUUUCCUAUUCUGUGCCGUCGUGCUCCCGUUUGCCAUAUCCGGCUUCUGGACCCAGACGUGGUCCCACGGGGGUGCACUAUGCAAGAUGGUACCGUUUCUGCGCUACGGAAACGUCGGAGUUUCGCUAUUGAGCAUCGCCCUCAUUACUUUGAAUAGGUACAUAAUGAUUGCCCACCACAGCUGGUACGCGAGGGUGUACCGUAAACACAACAUAGCGCUUAUGAUCGUCUUUUCGUGGAUGUUCUCGUACGGGAUGCAGAUUCCGACGCUUAUUGGAGUCUGGGGUAAAUUCGACUACGAUAAAGAAUUGGGCACCUGUUCCAUAGUGCCGGACGAUAACGGUCGUUCGGCGAAGACUGCACUCUUCGUAAUAGCCUUCAUCGUUCCUGCUCUACUUAUCUUCAUCUGCUACGCAAGAAUAUUUUGGGUCGUCCACAGUUCAGAGCAAAGGAUGCGUGAGCAUCAACGCUCGCAACACAAUAUCCCUGGAACCCUCAAUAAUGGCAGUGAUAAGCGUUCUACCAUCAAGGAUACAAGAGAAACCAAAGCACGUCGCAACGAAUGGAGGAUAACGAAGAUGGUGCUGGCUAUCUUCCUCUCAUUCCUUGUCUGCUACCUCCCUAUUACCAUCGCGAAAGUUGCUGAUAGUCACGUUCAUUACCCUGUAUUCCACAUAGCCGGCUACCUCCUCCUGUACGCGAGCGCAUGCGUGAACCCGAUCAUCUACGUCAUCAUGAACGCGCAAUAUCGCGCUGCCUACGCAGCCGCCCUCUGCUGCCCUCUCUCCCGUUUAUCGGGCCUCACCAGCGAAAUGGAACGAGCGUCACGGGUACAGCUUCAGCAACACACGAACGGUGCUAAGCCAAGUGUCGCUGGCGGACUCCAGGGCAGACCCUCGGGGCUCCCUUCCCUCUCCAAGGUAGACGUAUACCCCGGAUCCAGAGGAAGCUCGAGCAUCGGGCCCAGAAACGAGACGGUUACCAGCGGCUUGGGAUCAAGAGGAACCUUGAUCAAGAUGACGAGAUUUGAAAUCGACCAAAAUCGCGCUUAGUCUGUCGCUUGUUAGCUAGACGAACCAAAGAUAUUUAAUUUAGUUUUUUUUUUAAUUUAAGUGCACAUUUUUUAACACUUAUUUUAUCUGUAAAACUUUUUGUUGAUAUGACAGGCUGUUGUUACUUUGUUCUCUCUCAUUCAUUGACUGUUUUGGAACUUAAUUUAGAAUUCUUGACUGAGUAUAAAAAGCUAUAUUACUAGUUCCAGGGAAACUCGUAUGUUAAAUUUGGCGAAAAAUAAUUAAAGUUAACAUUUGUAUAGGGAUAGCCAGUGUUAUUAAUAGAGGUCAAUGAACCACUACUGAGCAACGAUGUAACUAAAGUUAAAUUAGUACCGUAUACUUAUUAUCAUUUAAAAACAAUUCACUGCGAGAUCUCACUGCCUUAAAAUAGAGAUAAAGGUACCUUUUUAAUGAAAUCGUUUGUGUACCAAAAUAGUAAGAGUACAUCCUAAACCCCGUCCCCUAUAAAUAUUACUUUGCUGUCUGUAAGUUCCAGUUACCAAUUUCCACCAGAUAGACACCACAAUAUUACAACCACAAAGAUUAGGCUGAUGACAAUAAUUUACCAAAUAAGUAGGUAUUCCUUACCUGCCAGGCAUAUUACUCUACCCCUUUUCUCCUACAACCAACGCCUACAACAUAUUUCGUGCUAGGCUACGAAAGAACUCAGUAAUAAUGUAAAUUAUACCUUUAGUAGGUAGAUUCUUAAAUUUUAAUUCGUAUUUCAUAAAUGUUCAUAAUCUACCCACUAUAAUAAAUAUAAAUUCAGUAUUAAAACAUAUCCGUCCAGCUAAAAAGCGACACGCAAGCUAUUAAUUAACUUUAUUAGAUUUUAUAUUGUAUAUAGUUAGGUGCCUAUUUAUGAUAUACUUAUUAUUAAUUGUAAGUUUGAUUAUAAGAUGACAAUGGUUGUUUAUAUAUGAAGACAUUUAAAGUUAUACUUGAAGGUUUUAUGUUUUUGAAACUGUGUAUUUAAGACAGUUACCGCCAUUUAAACCACCUAAGAUACAUUCCAAAAUGUAGUUUGUAUUUGUAUAUUUGUACAUUCCCCUUUUUGUAUUGUAUAUUUAAUAAAUUUAAAGUUUUAAAUAUGAAACAGCCAAAGAUUUAUUCGAAUACGUCGCGUUACGUAAAAGUAACGCUUAGUUUUUGCUCUGAGAAAUAACCCAAAAGGUUUACUGCGUAGUACGGUUUACUGGUAGUUAUUUACAUGCAAUUGAACGCGAUUUACCUAUUGUUUCAUUAAUUACAUGUAUUUUAUUUUAGUCUUAGAAAUAAUCAUCGGCACUAGAUUACCGUAUCCGUAUCGCUUAUGAUAGUCGCACAAGGAAAAAGUUUGUAUGCAGUCAUGAUACGCGGUCGCGAAUCCCGAUACGUAUCAUGACUGCGUAUCAUCUGUACAGUUAUUGCGAUCAUCAAAGAUAAUUUAACACA
Molecule: messenger RNA, 2980 nt
Organism: Pararge aegeria (speckled wood butterfly)
Lineage: Eukaryota; Metazoa; Arthropoda; Insecta; Lepidoptera; Nymphalidae
Product: G-protein coupled receptor moody-like
Exons: 9
Coding region: 269-1543 (424 amino acids)
Biological process (GO): G protein-coupled receptor signaling pathway
Cellular component (GO): membrane
Molecular function (GO): G protein-coupled receptor activity
Source: RefSeq, a predicted model, not a curated record